Penicillium cinerascens is the source of this 1599-nucleotide messenger RNA. Its product is annotated as NAD-dependent succinate-semialdehyde dehydrogenase. The record is from RefSeq and is a predicted model, not a curated record. Gene Ontology annotation, molecular function: succinate-semialdehyde dehydrogenase (NAD+) activity. Bases 1 to 1599 code for a protein of 532 amino acids. Lineage: Eukaryota; Fungi; Ascomycota; Eurotiomycetes; Eurotiales; Aspergillaceae. Gene Ontology annotation, biological process: GABA catabolic process. The transcript is spliced from 4 exons.
AUGGAGCGACUCAUUCGCCCCGUCUCGCGCCAAUUGUUGCGUUCUCGCACUCGCUAUCCUUUUUCCGUUCCCCCACCUCCGGCGUUAAAGAGACUCUACACCAUGGGACACAGCAAGCCUGAGUUGAACGAUCCAUCCCUCUUCAUUGAGAAGUCCUACAUCAAUGGGGAGUGGGUUGGUGCUAAGUCGGGCCAGACCUUCGAGGUCCACGACCCCGCCACUGGCAAGCUCAUCGGAACAUGCCCCGAUCUCGAUGCAGCCGACGUCGAGAAGGCCAUCGAGGCCGCCUCCGAGGCCUUCCCCAAAUUCCGCACAACCCUCGGCCGCGAGCGCGCGCGCAUGCUCCGCCGCUGGUACCAACUGAUGAUGGACAAUGCGGAGGACCUGGCAAAGUUAAUCACCUGGGAAAACGGCAAGCCGUUGGCCGACGCCAAGGGCGAGGUGAACUACGCCGCCAGCUUCUUCGAGUGGUUCAGCGAGGAGGCGCCCCGUACAUACGGUGACACUAUCCCGGCUACUGUGCCAGGGAACCGCGUCAUGACGCUCAAGCAGCCCGUCGGUGUGUGCGGUCUUAUCACCCCGUGGAACUUCCCGGCGGCUAUGAUCACCCGGAAGAUCGCCCCGGCCCUGGCGGCUGGCUGCACUGUCGUUGCCAAGUCUCCGGCCGAGACUCCUUUCACUGCUAACGCUCUGGCUGAGCUGGCGCACCGCGCUGGUAUCCCCAAGGGAGUCGUUAAUAUUGUUACUUCUGGCAAGAAUACCCCGGCUGUGGGUGAGCUCAUCACUACCCACCCGGAGGUGCGCAAGGUGUCUUUCACCGGCUCGACCAACGUCGGCCGGCUGCUGAUGAAGCAGGCUUCGUCGACCAUCAAGAAGGUGUCGUGGGAACUCGGCGGCAACGCGCCGUUCAUUGUCUUUGACGACGUGGAGGAUCUGGAUACCGCCGUUACAGGCGCUAUUGCCUCCAAGUUCCGCAGCUCCGGCCAGACCUGCGUCUGCGCGAACCGGAUCUACGUGCAGAGUGGCGUGUACGACGAAUUCGCCAAGCGCUUCGCUGCCAAGGUCAAGGACUUCAAGCUCGGAGGCGGCUUCGAGGAGGGCAUCACACACGGCCCCGUUAUCCACGAGCGUGCUGCUGAGAAGGUGCAUCAACACGUCCAGGAUGCUACCUCCAAGGGUGCCAAGAUUGCCAUCGGUGGCCAGAAGGCUUCUGCACUUGGACCUAACUUCUACGAGCCCACUGUGCUGACCGGCAUGACCAAGGAGAUGCUCAUUGCCUCCGAGGAGACUUUCGGUCCCGUGGCCGGUCUCUUCCGCUUCGAGACCGAGAAGGAGGUCGUGGACCUCGCCAACAGCGCCGAGGUUGGUCUUGCUGGAUACUUCUUCAGUGGCAAUGUGCGCCGCAUCUUCCGCGUUGCUGAGGCCAUGGAGGUUGGCAUGGUUGGUGUCAACACUGGUCUGAUCAGUGACGUUGCUUCUCCAUUCGGCGGUGUCAAACAGAGUGGCUUCGGUCGCGAGGGCAGCAAGUACGGUAUUGAUGAGUUCAUGGUUAUCAAGAGCGUCACCUUUGGCGGCAUGGGGGAGCCUCUGCAGGCAUAA